Messenger RNA from Pelagomonas calceolata, 911 nucleotides. Lineage: Eukaryota; Pelagophyceae; Pelagomonadales; Pelagomonadaceae. The record is from the annotation of a GenBank genome assembly.
CGCAAAACGGGUUCGGCGCAGCCCAAUUGAUUGGUUGGCAGCUUUUGAGCCGCGCUGUAGGGGAUCUUGGCCUGUUUGUUCCUUGAGGCAGCACCACCGACCCACGCGCUGCGAUUCCGCGCUGCGGCGAAGCGCAACCGAUUCAUAUCCUCUUUGAAACCGCACCUGGCCGAACGCUCUGAAAGCGCUCGUAACGUCCGCAUCCGUGCAUCAUUACGAGACAGGAGGCUCCGAAAAGCUGAAAUCGAUGUCGGAGCUGAGCUUCCGCCCGGCGCGCGUGCCGACGAACGACAGCAAGAACUCCGUGACGAGCAGCACGAACUCCGUGACGUCGACGAGCAAACGGCCGUCCGCGGCGGCGCCAUCAUCCGGCGACGACGGCAUGAUCACCGUGCGCGCGCACAACAAGAAGACGGGCGAGAUCACGGUCAUGCGCGUCAAGCGCGGCACGCCGAUGCGCGAGGUCAUGGCCUCGUACGCGUCGAACUCUGUGUGGGAAUCAUCGCGUCGUCCUCCACGCCAUCGCCGCGACGCCUGCUCGCUGGCGUGGUGAUGCGGCACCCGACGCUCUGGUUGAUUUCCACACAGGUCGAACAAGGGCGUCAAGGCCGAGCGCCUCUCGUGGAAGCGGCGGUCUUCCGCCGCGUCCAACAGCUCGCCGACGUCGCGCGACGGGUCGGUGGUGGUGGGCGAGAAGCGGCUCGACGAGGACGGCGGCGACGAGUGCGGCCUGCCGGCGUGCGGCUGCACGGGCUUCUCCUAGGCUCUCUUCUCCCUCUCUGGGGUCAUGUGUAAUAUGAUAAGAUAAAACACCACAAACUUACAUACGCGAGACGUUUGCUCGACGGCGUGGAGGGGUAGUAUAAUCCCUCAAGUACAUGAUUGCUCAACGCCAUCAACGCGACGUUGAC